AUACGCCAAUUCCAGUUCAGGUUCUACUUGUAUUUUCUCUUCUGAUCUUGUUUUUCAACUGCCUGAGAGUGAGAUCCUCCCAUAUUCAUCCUUCUGUUUCUGACUUAUUUCACUUAACAUGAAUUUUUCAAGGAAGACCUCAUGCUUUACCCACUGCGCCACUUUAGGCCCUGCUCUUCUGUAGGUAUGAAUGCAGAGUCUGCCACCUGCUAGUCAAUAAGUAUACCGAUAGCAGGUGCAAGGUUUAUUGGUAGGCCGCCGCAAGCCCGGAACCUUUUAUCUAAGGUCCCGGGUGCGGAGUAUCAUCUGGAACCACGUAGGGGCAUGCCGGGAGCUCGGGUUAGUCUCCAGGCUGCGGUUUCCGGGCGAGUACCAGGGAAAUGAAUUCCCGAGAGGACUAGAAAUUGAACACCGUGUUCCCUGAAAGUGAACUGGGAGCCCUCGAUUCGUGGGAAAUGUUGCCCAGGAGAAUACCCGCUACCCUUAGGCGGAGCUACAGCAGCAGAUCAGGCCAUAAGGGAGGGGAGGCUUGCCGGGAAGUGUGGGCGGUCGAGGCUGCAAUGCUGGCCGGAAGUGCCCCUCCGGUGGCGGCGCAGGGUUCUCUGGGAACUGUAGUUUCUCCAGGCGUCCUGGGGCGGUGGCCUCGGACCAGGUGGCUGGUCGGGGUGGCCCCGAAAUGGCUGGACCCGGUGGCUCUGGAGUCCCGAUUGGGGCCGGGGCGCUGGCUGGUGGCGCGCGGUCCAAGGUAGCCCCGAGCGUAGACUUUGACCACAGCUGCUCGGACAGUGUCGAGUACCUGACGCUCAACUUUGGGCCCUUCGAGACUGUGCAUCGCUGGAGGCGCCUCCCGCCCUGCGACGAGUUCGUGGGGGCCCGGCGUAGCAAGCACACUGUGGUGGCAUAUAAAGACGCAAUUUACGUCUUUGGUGGCGAUAAUGGGAAGACGAUGCUCAAUGAUCUCCUGCGGUUUGAUGUGAAGGACUGCUCCUGGUGCAGGGCCUUCACCACCGGGACCCCACCAGCCCCUCGCUACCACCACUCGGCUGUUGUCUAUGGGAGCAGCAUGUUUGUCUUUGGGGGCUACACCGGAGACAUUUAUUCCAACUCCAACUUGAAGAAUAAAAAUGACCUCUUUGAAUACAAGUUUGCGACUGGCCAGUGGACUGAGUGGAAAAUUGAAGGCCGGUUGCCAGUUGCCAGGUCAGCCCAUGGUGCCACAGUGUACAGUGACAAGCUAUGGAUCUUUGCAGGCUAUGAUGGCAAUGCCAGGUUGAACGACAUGUGGACCAUUGGCCUCCAGGACCGGGAGCUCACCUGCUGGGAGGAGGUGGCCCAGAGUGGGGAGAUACCUCCAUCCUGCUGCAACUUCCCUGUGGCCGUGUGCCGGGACAAGAUGUUUGUGUUCUCAGGCCAGAGUGGAGCGAAGAUAACCAACAACCUCUUCCAGUUUGAAUUUAAAGACAAGACGUGGACACGCAUCCCCACGGAACAUCUGCUCCGGGGCUCCCCGCCACCCCCCCAGCGGCGUUAUGGGCACACUAUGGUAGCCUUUGAUCGCCACCUCUAUGUGUUUGGUGGUGCAGCUGACAACACACUGCCCAACGAGCUGCAUUGCUACGAUGUGGACUUCCAAACCUGGGAGGUUGUCCAGCCCAGCUCUGACAGUGAGGUUGGUGGGGCCGAGGUGCCAGAGCGAGUGUCUGCUUCUGAGGAGGUGCCUGCCCUGGCCUCUGAGGAGCGGGGCAGCUUCAAGAAGUCUCGAGAUGUAUUCGGCCUGGACUUUGGCACCACCACAGCCAAGCAGCCUGCCCCGCCAGCCUCAGAGCUGCCCAGUGGGAGGCUCUUCCACGCAGCUGCUGUGAUCUCAGAUGCCAUGUAUAUCUUCGGGGGCACAGUGGACAACAACAUCCGGAGCGGGGAGAUGUACAGGUUCCAGUUCUCCUGUUACCCCAAGUGCACGCUGCAUGAAGACUAUGGGCGGCUGUGGGAGAGUCGCCAGUUCUGUGACGUGGAGUUCGUGCUGGGUGAGAAGGAGGAAUGUGUGCAGGGCCACAUGGCCAUUGUCACAGCUCGAAGCCGCUGGCUCCGCAGGAAGAUCGUGCAGGCGCGGGAGCGGCUGGCCCAGAAGCCUGAGGAGGAGGCAAGCCUGGCCCCCAGGGAGGUAUCCAGUGCAGCUGUUGGUGGGGUCCAGCUGCCCCUGCUUCGAGUAGCCAUCCGUGAGGCCGAAGCCCGGCCCUUUGAGGUGCUCAUGCAGUUUCUCUACACUGACAAGAUCAAAUACCCAAGGAAAGGCCACGUGGAAGACGUGCUGCUCAUCAUGGACGUGUACAAAUUGGCCCUGAGCUUUCACCUGUGCCGCCUGGAGCAGCUGUGUCGGCAGUACAUCGAGGCCUCUGUGGACCUGCAGAACGUGCUGGUUGUGUGUGAGAGUGCCGCCAGGCUGCAGCUGGGCCAGCUCAAGGAACACUGCCUAAACUUCGUGGUAAAGGAGUCCCACUUCAACCAGGUGAUCAUGAUGAAGGAGUUUGAGCGCCUUUCGUCCCCACUGAUCGUGGAGAUUGUACGCCGAAAGCAGCAGCCCCCCUCUCGGGCCCCCUCAGACCAGCCUGUGGACAUUGGCACAUCUCUGAUCCAGGACAUGAAAGCUUACCUGGAAGGAGCUGGCUCAGAGUUCUGUGACAUCACGUUACUGCUGGACGGGCACCCACGGCCAGCCCACAAGGCCAUCCUGGCUGCUCGGUCCAGCUACUUUGAGGCCAUGUUCCGGUCCUUCAUGCCUGAGGAUGGGCAGGUGAACAUCUCCAUCGGAGAGAUGGUGCCCAGCAGGCAGGCCUUCGAGUCUAUGCUGCGCUACAUCUACUACGGUGAAGUCAACAUGCCACCGGAGGAUUCCCUUUACCUGUUCGCGGCCCCCUACUACUACGGCUUCUACAACAAUCGACUCCAGGCCUACUGCAAACAGAACCUGGAGAUGAACGUGACAGUGCAGAAUGUGCUGCAGAUCCUGGAGGCAGCAGACAAGACACAGGCUCUGGACAUGAAGCGGCACUGCCUGCACAUCAUCGUGCACCAGUUCACCAAGGUCUCCAAGCUGCCCACACUGCGCCUGCUGAGCCAGCAGCUUCUGCUUGACAUCAUAGAAUCCCUGGCCUCCCACAUCUCCGACAAGCAGUGUGCAGAGCUGGGUGCCGACAUCUGAGGGCACAGGUGCUACCGACCCAUGUGUGGAUAAUGCCUGCCCCUGGCCCUGCCCACCACAAAGACUGCAUCAACCAUGCUUGUGCCUGCAGUGGAGUGGUUGGACCUGCCAGCCAAGGGCCAGAAUGCCCAGAAUCUCAGAAGGGAGCUGAGGGGACCUAGGGGGUUCCAAAUGCCACCUCAUAGCUGAGGGCCCAGAUCCAACGGAGUGUCGAUGAUGAAGUGGGCCCCCUGACUGGCACCCUCCUGGGAUGGAGGUUAGAGUGGAAACAGCAGGAGGCAGGGUCCUGGCUGUGCCCCAGCAGUGGGGAGACAGCAACAACAGAGACAGACCUGCCAGGGAUGGACACACAUUAAGGCAAGGCUGCAUGCCAUCCUCCUCACCCUUGCCAGAGGUGUAUGGGCAGCAGUGAUGAACAGAGUCUGACUUGAGAUGAAUUCCGAGUUUGAAGGGCCCCGAGGUUAGCUCCCACACAAUCAUACUGGGCUAAGCCUGGCUUCCAGGGCGUCCCACCCAUCCAUGUGCAUAUGAGACCCAGAGGGGACUAUGAAGUCAGGGAGAUGCUCCCCAGGUCCCCACCUGUCCUUGAGUAUUUAUUGUCAUAGACAUACCUCCAUUAAAGUCAACACAGUACUACCUAUCA
Erinaceus europaeus (western European hedgehog) is the source of this 3842-nucleotide messenger RNA. RefSeq names its product leucine zipper like post translational regulator 1 (gene LZTR1). NCBI's taxonomy places the organism in Eukaryota, Metazoa, Chordata, Mammalia, Eulipotyphla, Erinaceidae. Gene Ontology annotation, cellular component: Golgi apparatus. The coding region runs from base 677 to 3199 and encodes 840 amino acids. Gene Ontology annotation, molecular function: protein binding. The transcript is spliced from 21 exons. The record is from RefSeq and is a predicted model, not a curated record.